ACGGAAUUAUGCAAGCAUAUUUGGCUUCUGAUAAGAUGCUUUGAAACCAUAAAAUGUCGGUAAUGUUAAGCUCAGAUCUUGAGGCAUUUACUGCAUGAAGUCCCCCAUCUGGAAUCUGGGCGUGAAAAGGGGACUUCAUACAUAAUGCAAAAGUGCAAAAGCAGAGAUUUAUUUUGUUGAUGAAAAGCUUUUCUUCACUCUCUUUUCUGUUUUGUUAAAGUGUCUCCACCUUUCCAAGCCCCAGGGGUCCUCAAUGCUUGUUUUUCCAUACGCGAACACGUUAUCCACAACUCAGCGGUUAACUUGAAAAAUUUUAGGACAUUUUUAAAUCCAAUAUGGCGGACACGUUGUACCCUUUCUUUAUACUGUGGCUCGCCUAUGUCGUUCUAAUUAUAAUUUUUAUUGUUAUUCCCGCUGCUUUAAACAUUUCGUUAGGUGCAAGACAGUGGUAUACGCGAUUUUUGGUAAAGAUCAUCAAGUAUGGAAGAAGUUCAAUGGAAUCAAAUAAUAUGGUUCUCAUAGAAAAAGAAGGUGACUCCCUUAAUGAAAGAGGAAAAAUUCCUAGAAAUAGAUCUAUUGCAACGCUACAAAGAGAGUUUAAGAUGACAGAUGCCUGUGAUUUUCUCAGAAGUGGGACUGAGGCAAUUAUUGAUGAUGAAGUAACAAUUAGGUUUAAUGCUGAAGAGUUGGAGAAUUGGAAUCUUUUGAUGAGAAAUAAUACAUGCAAAGAUAUGGGAUUAAAAGUGACCACUAUUUGGGCGAUUGGUUUAUUUGUAAGAUAUGUUGUGUUUCUUCCUGUAAGGGUGACAUUGGCCGCCUUUGGAGUUUUAUUCAUUGCAGCCACAGCUCGCCUCAUUGGUUACUUACCACAAAACAAUUUUAAAAAGUUUUUAUCACGGAAAGCAAUGCUAGUUGGUUUCAGAAUUCUGGCUCGUGGUUUAUCAGCCGUAAUAAAUUUUCAUAAUAGAAAAAACAAAGCCAAGGGUGGUGGAACAUGCGUAGCGAACCACACAUCACCGAUUGAUGCCAUUAUGCUGGCCUGUGAUGGAAACUAUUCUUUUGUUGGCCAAAACCAAGGUGGUCUCUUUGGCUUUAUGCAAAAAUCUUUGUCGAACGUGCAAGAUCAUAUUUGGUUUGAAAGAUCUGAAAUGAAGGACCGGUUAACCGUGGCGAAGAGGCUGCGAGAACAUGUUGAAGAUCCGAAUAAAGACCCCAUGCUUAUAUUCCCAGAAGGAACUUGCAUCAAUAACACCUCCGUUAUGAUGUUCAAGAAAGGCAGUUUUGAAAUCGGCGGAACGAUUUAUCCUGUCGCAAUAAAGUAUGACCCGCUUUUUUCGAACGCAUUCUGGAAUUCAAGUCAAUAUUCUAUGGUUCAUUACUUGCUGGAUAUCAUGUCAAGUUGGGCGUUGGUCUGUGACGUUUGGUACCUCCCCCCCGUGACAAGACACGAAAAUGAAACUGCCAUUCAGUUUGCGAACAGAGUGAAAGCUGAUAUCGCAAGACAGGGGGGACUGGUCGAUUUAAUAUGGGAUGGUCAGCUGAAGAGGACGAAGGUAAAACCUGAACUAAGGCAACAGAAACAGGAAGACUUCGCCCAAAUGCUCAAAAUUGAUUAAUAAAAAAUGAAGGUAACACUAAGUAUAACAAUACCUGGCUUCGUAGACCGCCGGGGACCUUCGGAGGGGCCCGGGUAAGAUAAGUUUUAGCGUAGUUUUCAUCAGGUGAAUGAAAUCUUUGAUUGCAUACCUAACAGCGCCUCAGCUCAACUUUGAAGAAGCUCCUUCACAGUCGAGCAAUUAAUAAUCCUUGACAAAUUUCCUAUCAAAUUUUAUUUCCUUGCUGUCGCGAAUAUUUCAUGGGAAUUGAUUGAAGGCAUCGAAUAAAUAUGGUUGAAAGUGUUUGAAGCUGGAGGUGAUACUCGAACAAAAAUCAUAAACAACUCUUCUAGUUUUAAACAUGAACCAAAGCAGUAGUAAAAUGUGCAACUAUUUGCGGCAGGAAUCGAAAAGCUUGUUUAUGUCCAUGGAGCCAACUUUAAGGUGGUUAUGCAAUGUAGUAAAAGAUUUAAAGGUGCCCUACGAAGGUGUGAGCAAAUGUUACACACUGGACUAUUUCACAUCAGUUUCCAUGACGUGAUCACGACAGCGGUGAUUGAUUCAAAAUUCAAAAAACGAAAGCAAACGUAUUAUCCAAAAUUUACCCAUCAUGCAAACGUAGGUGUAAUCAAUUUGAAAAAUUGCUUUUAUAGUAUAUUAACAAUCAUACCCCAGGAUACUUGUUCUGUCCAGUGUUCGCAGAGCGAAUAUCCUGGGAACGAGGUACGAUUCUAUAUUAUAGCACAAGAAAACAUUGACAUAAUAUAAUAAUUUAAGUGUAGCUAUAAUUGUAAUAAUAGACGUUUUCUACAGUACAUGAUGGCUCAAAUGCAUUGUCAAGAUGUUUAUCAUGAUUUUUAAAGCUUUUGAGAAUCAGGGGUGAUAUUCAUUUAUCACGAACAUUCUCACUACCCUAAAAAUUUCUUGAACAUAAAGCGUUUUGACUUUAGGAAUACCAAAGGUUUAAAUAGAUAUACUUAAUUUAUUAAUCUUCCUUAAUGUUUAUCUUUCUUUUCCAAGCUCAGCAUAAUUUGAGUCCAGUAAUAUGAUCUAAAUACAACUUGAAAUUCGGGAUUAAGAUAGCUUCGUAAUUACACUGGGUGUUUGCGAACUUCGAGUCUUAAUUGAAUUCCAAUUGAACUAAUAAACAGUCCCGCCUUCUAAUUAGUUCGAUUGAAAUCCCAGGUAUCAAGGUUGCGCAAACAAACUCCACGUCUUUGCAAAGCAAUUGUUGAUGAAUUAGAAAGAGGAUCAAGUUGGUAUUAACGAGUAAUUCGUCUUAAUCGCAUUUUAGAAGCACAUUUUCAGCU
This is a messenger RNA of Dendronephthya gigantea, 2905 nucleotides long. Its product is annotated as glycerol-3-phosphate acyltransferase 4-like. Gene Ontology annotation, cellular component: endoplasmic reticulum. The record is from RefSeq and is a predicted model, not a curated record. Gene Ontology annotation, biological process: triglyceride biosynthetic process. Gene Ontology annotation, molecular function: glycerol-3-phosphate O-acyltransferase activity. NCBI's taxonomy places the organism in Eukaryota, Metazoa, Cnidaria, Anthozoa, Malacalcyonacea, Nephtheidae. Bases 336 to 1616 code for a protein of 426 amino acids. The transcript has 14 exons.